Messenger RNA from Solanum dulcamara, 1182 nucleotides. RefSeq names its product ras-related protein Rab11B. Gene Ontology annotation, cellular component: endosome. The transcript has 2 exons. Gene Ontology annotation, molecular function: GTP binding; GTPase activity. The coding region runs from base 269 to 922 and encodes 217 amino acids. The record is from RefSeq and is a predicted model, not a curated record. Lineage: Eukaryota; Viridiplantae; Streptophyta; Magnoliopsida; Solanales; Solanaceae.
CAGAUUAUCGUAGAAUUUGAAGAGAAAAAAAAAAAAACUUCAUUGAACUCCACAGGACUGUACAGAGUUAAAUUUCACAAAAAUUACAAAAUAUACUGAAAUCUUAUUAUUAUUUAGUGCUCGUCAAAUGAACCCUUUAUUGCCACCUACCUCUUUUUAGUAGUAGCAGCAACAACUUUCUUUUUCUUGAACUCUCAACUCUCCAAAGCUCUUUGGAUAUUGAUUACUGAAAAGGCCAAAUAGUUAAUUUUGUUAGAAUUAAUAGUAAAUGGCAGGUGGGUAUAGAGCUGAAGAUGAUUACGAUUAUCUGUUCAAGUUGGUGUUAAUUGGGGAUUCUGGGGUCGGCAAAUCCAACUUGCUCUCUCGAUUCUCCAGGAACGAGUUCAAUCUUGAAUCUAAAUCUACUAUUGGUGUUGAAUUCGCUACCCGUAGCAUUAAGGUCGAUGAUAAGAUCAUCAAAGCCCAGAUUUGGGAUACUGCUGGACAAGAAAGGUACCGUGCAAUUACAAGUGCAUACUACAGAGGUGCUGUCGGUGCAUUGCUUGUGUACGAUAUCACUCGACAUGUCACAUUUGAAAAUGUUGAGAGAUGGUUAAAAGAGCUUCGAGACCAUACCGACCAAAAUAUAGUCAUAAUGCUCGUUGGGAACAAGGCCGACUUACGUCACUUGCGUGCUGUUUCAACAGAGGACGCCAAGGCCUUUGCUGAAAGAGAGAGUACCUUCUUUAUGGAGACUUCAGCACUUGAGUCCUUGAACGUUGAGAAUGCAUUUACAGAAGUAUUGACCGAGAUAUACAAGGUGGUAUGUCGGAAAGCACUCGAAGUUGGGGAUGAUCCUGCUGCGUUGCCGAAGGGGCAAACUAUAAAUGUUGGCAAGGAUGAUGUUUCAGCUGUGAAAAAAGUUGGUUGCUGCUCUGUCUAAGCUAAAAAAAAAUCAAGACAUCAGUGAAGUUAAGCUUCCAAAUGGCUUCUCCUAUAGUUGCAUUGAGUAUUCCCAGUUUUGAAAAUCUUAGGAAAUGAUGUCUCUACUUAUAUUAUUCCAUUCCACCUAUGUAUUGUUUCAUUAAACUUACCUUUAGUUUGUACCCUAUUUUGCUAGUCUUUUGACUCUUUGCUUCUGUUUUCAUCCAAUUUACUGAAAAGAUUUUUACUAUUAUUUAUAUACAUUUACAUUAUAUUUUA